AUGGGAUCUCAAACUACCUCCGCCCCCAUGCAAUACGUUGCUUACCUCCAUCCUAACUUGGUCGUUCCUCGUGUUGGUCAUUUUGACCUGGCCAAGGAUACUAUCCAGCCUCUGUGCUUCACGUCCGGAACUCCGGUGUCGGACCUUUAUGAAGUCAUUGCUGCAGGAGCUUCUCAGAUCAUUUUCGAUUCUGGUAGCGAGGUGCUAUUGGCCAAAGACGUCAAGUUAUUGCCCACCAUUUCUGGCCGAGACAUUCUGGCUGUAGGAAAGAACUAUAUGGAACAUGCCAAAGAGUUCAACAGCUCAGGGUAUGACAGCUCUGAUAAGACCGACCGACCAAGCCAUCCAGUCAUCUUUACGAAGCGGGCUACGUCUGUUAUCGCUCAUGGGGACAUUAUACUUCCUCAUAUCAACUUUUCGCAGACUCUCGAUUAUGAGGGAGAAAUCGGGGUUAUCAUUGGAAAGACAGGAUACCGUAUUGAUGAGACUAACGCAUGGGACCAUGUCUGGGGCUAUACCAUUAUCAACGAUAUGACUGCCCGUGAGCGUCAACGCGAUCACAAGCAGUUCUUUAUUGGAAAGUCACCCGAUACCUUCUGCCCCAUUGGCCCUAUUGCUGUCUCGAAAGAUGAUCUACCAUCUACUCUGAAGGUUCAAACCCAUGUCAAUGGGGAGCUUAGGCAGAGCUCUACUACCGAAGAUCUCAUCUUUUCCAUUCCCACCUUGAUUAGGACUAUUUCCGAGGGCCAAACAUUGCAGCCUGGUGAUGUAAUUGCUACUGGUACUCCCGCCGGCGUUGGCAUUGGUAAAAACCCACCGGUUUUUCUCCAGCCUGGCGAUGAGGUUUCCGUCUCGGUCACAGGGCUAGGAACCUUAUCCAAUGAGAUCGGAACCGCAGACACUACCAACCCAACGGUCGAGCGAGUUUCUUCAAGCUCGCCAUUUCGCAUCACCAACUUGGCCAAGACACUCAGCGUUGGUAUUGGACUGACCGAACUCAAUGGCAAGCAAUUCAACUACAAGAGACAAGGAUCUGGAAGUAACCACAUCGUCUUCGUGCAUGGUCUAGGCGGUACUAUGGAUUACUGGACUCCCUUGAUCUCUAAACUUUUCCUCUCUGAGUACUCUCUUCACUUGUUUGACUUGGAGGGCCAUGGUCUUAGCCCGACACAUCCUCUCAGUCAGCUAAGUAUUGAGUCAUUUGCGUCGGAUAUUCGAUCUAUCUUCGAUGUUGCGAACAUUUCUACUUCCGCCACCCUAUUCGCCCACUCUCUUGGAUGCUUGGCAGCCCUCAAAUUCACGCUAGACAACCCUACUCUUGUGGGCAAGUUGGUCCUCAUCGGGCCCCCUCCAUCACCUCUACCAGAUGCAGCAUCGGAGGGCGCGUAUGCCCGUGCAACCGUUGUCAGAAGCAAGGGUAUGCAAGCUGUUGUAGAUGCUGUAGUGGAUGCGGGGACAUCAGGGCACUCUAAGCAGGAAAACCCUAUCGCGAUCACUGCCGUUAGACUGAGCCUUCUCGGUCAGGAUCCCGAAUCUUAUGCCAAGGCACUUUGGGCACUUGCUGGAGCCACCAAGGAGCUCAAGGUAGAGCAGAUCCAAGCCAAGACCCUCAUUAUCACGGGCGACGAAGACAAGGUCUCACCCUCCUCUCUAUGCGAGAAGUAUGCGUCUCGCAUACAAGAUUCUCAACUUGUGGUACUCAACAAUGUUGGACAUUGGCAUGUUUUUGAGGCCGUUGAUGGUGUUUCUGAAGCUGUGAAGGCAUUCCUGUAA
Messenger RNA from Fusarium venenatum, 1773 nucleotides. RefSeq lists its product as uncharacterized. Gene Ontology annotation, molecular function: acetylpyruvate hydrolase activity. The record is from RefSeq and is a predicted model, not a curated record. NCBI's taxonomy places the organism in Eukaryota, Fungi, Ascomycota, Sordariomycetes, Hypocreales, Nectriaceae.